AUGUCUGUACCUGAGAAAAUUGAACAGGUCUUGUUCCAUGAAAAGAUUGGAUUCAUAUUCCUCUGUCUUCUAUGGUACCUAUGUAGUGCGGUAACAAAUACAAGUUCUAAGAGCAUUUUCAACGAUGUUUCUUGUCCCGUCACUCUAACUUUUCUGCAAUUCGGCUUCGUUGCUUUUUUUAGCGCCGUUUGUCUGCUCAUUCGGCGGUUUUUUGGAAAUGGCUCUGGAAUCCAAAGGCCCUCAAAAUUAGUGCUUUCGACAACGCUACCAUUGAGCGUUUUUCAGAUUGGAGGACAUGUGUUUGGUAGUUUAGCAACAACCAGAAUCCCUGUAUCCACGGUACACACCGUCAAGGCACUUUCCCCUCUUUUCACAGUUUUGGCAUACCGAUUUCUUUUUCAGCAUUCAUAUUCCUCAACAGCCUACUUUUCUCUUGUCCCGCUUACUCUAGGUGUGACUCUGGCUUGUUCCUUUGAACUUUCCGCGGAUUUAUGCGGAUUGUUUUACGCAUUAAUUUCUACAUUUAUUUUUGUUUCUCAAAAUAUUUUCGGUAAGAAAAUCUUUACAGAAGCCAAAAAGCAUGGCAAUGCUUCUAAGAAGAGCCAUUAUAACAAAUUAAAUCUUUUGCUUUACUCUUCCGGUAUGGCAUUUCUUGUGAUGAUUCCAGUUUGGCUUCAUCAAGAAGGAUUCGAAUACCUUCCAGUCAUAGGAUCGCCGGUCUUUUUCAACGUUUUCCAUAAUGGUUUGUCCCACUUUUUCCAAAACAUUCUUGCUUUUACGCUACUGAGCAUCAUUUCACCCGUUGCCUAUUCGAUUGCCAGUUUGAUCAAGCGUAUCUUUGUUAUUGUCGUUUCCAUUUUGUGGUUUCGACAACCCACGAGUUUAACCCAAGCCAUGGGAAUUGCAUUGACGGCUGUUGGUCUGUAUUUGUAUGAUCGCAGCAAAAAGUUGUCGCCCUUAGAUACGAAAAAGGUCAAACUCUUUGAAGAAAAGGCGCUUGGCUUGGAAUCUCAACCAUCGAGCAGAGUUUCCUCUGAGGUGUUUAGUGGAACGAGUUCGCCUUUAUCAGAAAAAAAUUUAUCGCACAGGUUUCCCCGUCUCGACAGCGUUGUCCCUCUUAUUUCCAAUUCUCCUAUAACUCCCACCUCUCUAUCAGCCAAGGAGCCUACUUCAGCCCCCCUUCAUUCUCCUUUCCGUAGUCUCUCUAUGGAACCAAAUCGUUCCGAAAACUCUUCUCUUGAAGAUGACUCGUCGUAUCCAGCCAAGCUGCCGAGCUAUACGCCGCCACCCGGUGUAUUCAAAGCUCCUCGUCCAGAGCGUCCUUGGACUGCAGAAGCAUUGCCUGCUUUAAGGAUUUAA
Molecule: messenger RNA, 1359 nt
Organism: Schizosaccharomyces osmophilus
Lineage: Eukaryota; Fungi; Ascomycota; Schizosaccharomycetes; Schizosaccharomycetales; Schizosaccharomycetaceae
Gene: pet2
Product: Golgi phosphoenolpyruvate transmembrane transporter Pet2
Exons: 2
Coding region: 1-1359 (452 amino acids)
Biological process (GO): phosphoenolpyruvate transmembrane import into Golgi lumen
Cellular component (GO): endoplasmic reticulum; Golgi apparatus
Molecular function (GO): antiporter activity; phosphoenolpyruvate transmembrane transporter activity
Source: RefSeq, a predicted model, not a curated record